Molecule: messenger RNA, 2474 nt
Organism: Durio zibethinus
Lineage: Eukaryota; Viridiplantae; Streptophyta; Magnoliopsida; Malvales; Malvaceae
Source: RefSeq, a predicted model, not a curated record
CGUCAAGGUGAAAAGUGUUUCAGUCUUGAAUAAAGAUGGGAGGGGACUUGCCAUUUGUUAUUCCUUAUUUGUUUGCAAAAGAUAUCCCAUCGAAUCUGGAGGUUCCUCUGCAAAAGAUUCUUCGUUUCAGUGUGGUACUUCUCACUAACAUCAACAAGUUGAAAGAAUGAAACUAUGAUCUCCCAGUUUUUACUAAUUUAAAGCUUCUUUUUUAUUGAAAACUGUUUACCAAGUGAAGUUUUCUCAUAUCAAAUCAAAAUCAAAGCAAAUCGUAAGUUUCAAAGAAAAUUUAUAUUUUGCAUGCUAAUCUAAAGCUAAGAUGUGUGAAAAUGGAAGGAAAACGGGGUGGGUAAAAUUGUCAUUUUACUGACUACGAAGAAGAAAGAUAUUUCCUGUGCCAUGGGCGCACGUGCCAGAAUAUUUUGUGGCAACGGCCUUUUCCGUGGAGCUCACUCUUCUCGUUUCUUUUCUCUUCUUUUCCUCCUUACAAGAAACAAAGAUUGUUCCUUGCUUUCUCUUCUCUCUUUGUAAAUUGUAAUAUUAAAACACCCCCAGGACAACAAAAUUAACUACCAUAAACAAACUUCUUUGAAAGCUAAAGCGGAACCUUGGUUAUAGUUAAUGGCUCAAUUCACACCACAAGGACGUUUGAAGCUGCUCUUUCAUGGUGAUGGGAUGGAAUCGAAAGACCCUUUUCAUUACAAGCUUGUUAGCAAUGUUUUUGGUGGUUCUGGUGGGCUAAAAUCACUUCAAGUUCAUAACAGUACUACUAGGAGACUCUACUUUUCUUAUUCUUUGAAGAAAGGCAGUAAAUUUAAUGCAAAGGCAUGUCUGAAUGCGAGUAAUGAAGGAAUAUAUGAUGAAGCGGAUUAUGAUAGUGAGUUUGAGACCGAUGAUUUGGCUUGUUUUAGAGGUCUUGUUUUGGAUAGCUCUUACAGGCCAGUCAAUGUUGUCUGCUGGAGGCGUGCUAUAUGUUUGGAGUUCAUGGAGAAGGCUGAUGUUCUAGAAUAUUAUGAUCAGACUGUAAACUCCCCAAGUGGAUCCUUCUACAUACCAGCCGUGUUAAGGGUUCCCCAUCUACUGCAAGUUGUUAAGAGAAGAAGAAUCAGAAACAAUCUUAGCCGCAAAAAUGUUCUAUUUAGGGACAAUUUCACUUGUCAGUAUUGUGAAGCUGAUGAGAACUUGACCAUAGACCAUGUUCUGCCAGUUGCAAGAGGAGGGGAAUGGAAAUGGGAAAAUCUGGUCGCAGCUUGUGCCAAGUGCAAUUCAAUGAAAGGUCAAAAAACUCCAGACGAAGCAAAUAUGAAGCUGAUUAAGGUUCCCAAGGAAGUGGAUAUGAGCUUGGAAUGGUUGUCUAUAUUUGUAGAAGACUGUUUCUCCAGCAGUGGAAACUACAUCCCAGUUGGAGCAGCUGCAAAUGUUCAAAACAAAAGUACAACUGCAACAAAGCCUACAAAAUCAUUAGAGCAAAAACCCCAACAAACCCCACCUUCCUUGCAGAAAUUUUCAGUUCCAGGCAAGGCUAGAAGCAAAAGAAAGAGGGCAGCCACAACAUUAUCCAAAACCAAAAUGAACCCAUUUUCCAGCUGGUCAAACCACCUCAACUCACAUAACCCAAACCUCCAAUUGGCUUGCUCUGACCCUCCUUUGCUUCAACAAGCAUAUUGGUUAGCUGAGAGUGAACUCAUUGUGCCCAAAAAGGAAGAAGAUGACUGCAAAAAUAGUAGCAGUAACUUGAUGGGAAAUAGUGAGGUGGAACAGUCAAAGAAAGAGGAAAUGAAGAAAGAGAAGGUGGUGGUGAGUAAAGAGAGUUUAGGAAGUGAAGAGGGUAAUAGUGGGCAGCAGCCAAGGAGGUGCACUCAUUGCUUAGCACAGAGGACUCCACAGUGGAGAGCUGGACCAUUGGGUCCAAAGACUCUAUGCAAUGCAUGUGGGGUGAGGUACAAAUCAGGGAGGUUGCUGCCAGAGUAUAGGCCCGCAAAAAGCCCCACUUUUGUGAGCUAUUUGCACUCCAAUUCUCACAAGAAAGUAAUGGAGAUGAGGAUGGCUUUGUUGUCCUCAAUUCCUAGUGAGCAGUGAUGACUUUUUUCCUUUUUUUCAAACUCCCAUUCCCCAAUGUAAAUCAAAGCUUUGAUAGGGUAAAUUUGCAGAAAUUCUUCACUGGUAAUGUGGUAAUUCCCUCAUUUGUUGAGGCAUUUUAGUGGCAUGAUUGUAAUAUCUAUAUUAUUAACUUUUACAAAUUUUGCCUUAAUUUUUUGAACUUUCAAAAUUUUUCUUUCUCAAAAAGAAUCUGAAACUGUUUCCAUAUGAAGCCUUGGAGCAGCAUAUCCUUUCUCCCUGCUCAUUGCUUCCUUCAUGCUUCAGUUUGCCAUCAUUUGUCCUAUAUCGCAUCUAAAUAUUAAGACAUUGGCUUUUUAAUAGCACAUUAAAUCAAACCAGAAUCCUAAGAGAAGUAGUGGUGAAAGCUAAAAAAU